Molecule: messenger RNA, 1800 nt
Organism: Drosophila suzukii
Lineage: Eukaryota; Metazoa; Arthropoda; Insecta; Diptera; Drosophilidae
Gene: Mal-A2
Product: Maltase A2
Biological process (GO): carbohydrate metabolic process
Source: RefSeq, a predicted model, not a curated record
UAGCAAAUUGAGUUUGGCCCACUCAAACGCUAUCGAAAUGCCGCAGUGGGCACAUCUCGGCCUGGUGGCUCUCGUCCUUGUCGCCUCCACCCAAGUGGGUGGGGCGGACAUCGAUUGGUGGGAGAACGCCUCGCUCUACCAGAUAUAUCCCCGCUCCUUCCAGGACAGCGACGGCGACGGCAUCGGGGACCUGAAGGGUAUUACUUCGCGACUGGGCUAUCUCAAGGAAAUCGGCAUCACGGCCACCUGGCUGUCGCCCAUUUUCACAUCGCCGAUGGCGGACUUUGGUUACGACAUCUCAAACUUCUACGACAUCGAUCCGAUUUUCGGUACCCUCGAGGAUUUCGAUGCCCUGAUAGUGGAGGCCAAGUCGCUGGGCGUUAAGAUCAUCCUGGACUUUGUACCCAACCACUCGAGCGACGAGAACGAGUGGUUCCAAAAGUCUGUUAACCGCGAGGAGGGUUACGAUGACUUCUACGUGUGGGACGAUGGAAAGUUGAACGAGGGAACAGGGGAGAGGGAUCCACCCUCAAACUGGACCAGCGUGUUCGGCGGACCCAUGUGGACGUGGAACGAGAAGCGCCAGCAGUACUUCCUCCACCAGUUCCUGGUGAAGCAGCCGGAUCUCAAUUUUACCAACCCAAUGGUGAGGGAGCACAUGCUGGACGUCCUGAAGUUUUGGCUGGACCGGGGAGUGGACGGGUUCAGGAUCGAUGCGGUGCCCCACAUCUACGAGCGUCGAAAUGCGGAUGGCUCCUAUCCGGAUGAACCGGUCAGCGGCUGGGGCACUGACCCCAAUGCCUACGACUACCACGAUCACAUCUACACCAAGGAUCAGCCGGCCACGGUGGACUUGAUGUACGAGUGGCGGGCGUUUUUGGACAGCUAUCGAGCGGAGAACGGAGGUGACUCUCGGGUUCUCCUGGCCGAGGCCUAUUCCUCCGUGGAAACGCUGAGUGCCUACUUCGGCAACAGCACGCAUCAGGGCACCCAGCUGCCCAUGAACUUCCAGCUGAUGUACCUCAGUGGCUACUCCACCGCCAGGGAUGUGGUGGGAUCCAUCGACUACUGGAUGAACACCAUGUGGACGGACCACCAGACGGCCAACUGGGUGGUCGGUAAUCACGACACCAACCGCGUGGCCGAUCGCAUGGGAGCCCAUAAAGUGGAUCUGCUGAAUGUCAUCGUGAAUGCCCUGCCAGGUGCAUCGGUGACCUACUACGGCGAGGAGAUCGGCAUGUCCAACGUGGACGUGGAGUGCUCUGGCGACUCUUGCGAGGAUCGGGAUGGGGAGCGAACGCCAAUGCAGUGGACUGCCGGAAAGAACGCCGACUUCUCUGAAGGGGAGAGCACCUGGUUGCCCCUUAGCCCGGAAUACCAGCGGUACAAUGUUCAGACGGAGCGAGGGGUCUCGAGAUCCUCCCUAAACAUCUUUAAAGGACUUCAGGCUCUUAAGAGCAGUGCCGCCUUUCUGGCAUUCAAAGAGGAGGGAGGAUUUUCCUACGAAGCGGUCACGGAACAGGUUCUGCAAAUUAUACGCACCAACAAGUACAGCGAAGAGUAUCGAAUCCUGGUCAACAUGGGCAACGAUAUGGAGAUCAUCGAUGGACUGGCCUCUAAGACCUACGAGUAUGUCUUGGUCACCGCGUACUCCAGCCACUAUGCGGGACAAAAAGUAGACCUGUCGCAGCGAAUCAUUCUCAUGCCCUACGAAGCAGUCGUUUUGCGCUGGUCGGCGUAACUUCAGUCAGACUAUUUUGUUAUUUAAUAAAAUAAAUUCCUUGUUUAUUUCCUGUUAAA